Messenger RNA from Helicoverpa zea (corn earworm), 624 nucleotides. RefSeq names its product chorion class B protein M2807-like. Gene Ontology annotation, biological process: multicellular organism development; chorion-containing eggshell formation. The transcript is spliced from 2 exons. Bases 1 to 624 code for a protein of 207 amino acids. Gene Ontology annotation, molecular function: structural constituent of egg chorion. Gene Ontology annotation, cellular component: egg chorion. The record is from RefSeq and is a predicted model, not a curated record. NCBI's taxonomy places the organism in Eukaryota, Metazoa, Arthropoda, Insecta, Lepidoptera, Noctuidae.
AUGGCCGCUAAAGCUUUCUUUGUUAUUUGCGCUUCAGCUUUAAUGGCUCAGACCAUUUCUGGUCAGUGCAUCGGUGUUGGUAACAACAUCGCCGGCACUACCUUAGCUGACGAGCUCGCCCUAGCCGGCAACAGGCUCCCGUGCGGCUCCAACCCAGCAGGGCUGAGCGGCUACCCCGGCAGCUACGGCCUAGCUGCCAACUCCUUCGUGCCGUCCAGCGGCGGCGGCUUCGCAGUCACCAGCUACUCCCCCAUCGCGCCCACCGGCAUCACCGUCGUCUCGGAGAACGCUAUCGAAGGCGCGCUCACUGUCAACGGAGAGCUGCCGUUCUUGGGCGCUGUGGCUGUGGACGGCGCUCUGCCCACUGCCGGCGCGGGCGGCAUCAACUACGGCUGCGGCAGUGGCUCCGUGGCUAUCGUCAGCGAGGUUGCUCCUGCUGGACCUUACGCCCCCGUGGCUCCUGCCGCUGGUUUAGCUCCCGGCAGAAUCGGUUAUGGACCUGGUCUGGCUGGUCCUGGUCUGGCUGGAUCCGGUCUGGGUGCCCCUGGUCUCGGUCCAGCCGGCCCCGGUCUGGGAUACAACGGUCUUGCUGGCCCUGGUUGUGGUUUCAACGGAGUUUACUAG